Molecule: messenger RNA, 930 nt
Organism: Protopterus annectens (West African lungfish)
Lineage: Eukaryota; Metazoa; Chordata; Ceratodontiformes; Protopteridae
Gene: PPIC
Product: peptidylprolyl isomerase C
Exons: 5
Coding region: 13-705 (230 amino acids)
Biological process (GO): protein folding; protein peptidyl-prolyl isomerization
Cellular component (GO): intracellular membrane-bounded organelle
Molecular function (GO): peptidyl-prolyl cis-trans isomerase activity
Source: RefSeq, a predicted model, not a curated record
GAAGACACUUGGAUGGAUAGAGGAAUCUGGGAUAUUCUGUCGACGUGUAUAGUUGCACUUCUGACUGUUCUUCCAUCUACAAUGAAAGUUAGAAUUACCGUACUUGUCUUCCUAUGUCUUAUUUUCAUACUUUUACUUGGGAGGUCCGAGUGCUUCAAGAAGAGAGGGCCAAUGGUGACAGCAAAGGUGUUCUUGGACAUCAGGAUUGGUGAUCAGGAUGUUGGCAGAAUUGUGAUUGGAUUAUUUGGGAAGGUUGUGCCAAAGACUGUAAAAAACUUCAUGGCACUAGCUGCAGGAGAGUUUGAAUACAGCUAUAAAGGAAGCAAAUUUCAUCGUGUGAUAAAAGAUUUUGUGAUCCAAGGUGGAGAUAUUACUACAGGAGAUGGAAAUGGAGGUAUCAGUAUAUAUGGGAAUACAUUUCCAGAUGAGAACUUCAAGCUGAAACAUUAUGGGACAGGAUGGGUCAGCAUGGCCAAUGCAGGUCCAGACACAAAUGGCUCACAGUUCUUCAUCAUCAUGUCAAAGGCUUCUUGGUUGGAUGGAAAGCAUGUGGUAUUUGGCAAGGUCAUUGAAGGAAUGAGUGUGGUACAUGGCAUCGAACUUCAACAAACAGAUGAUAACCUUCCAUUAAAGGACUGCAUUAUAGUAAACAGUGGCACAAUUCAUGUUAAAGAACCAUUUGUAGUUGAAGUUGAUGAUUGGUAGACAGUGACCUAUAGCAAACACUAUCUACUUUGGAGACCAGCCUGGAAAAUAAAAUCUUUACUUUUGAAUGCAAAAGAACGGCCUUCAAUCUCAGUAUUAAGAUGAUUUAUAAAACCUUGAAAAUUAAUAUUUUUUUCACUCUUUGCAAGUUUUACCAUUUUUUAAAUAAAAAGAAAUUAUAAUUUUUAGUAUUGCCAAAAUAAAUGACUGUACAUAUAAAAUCAA